Molecule: messenger RNA, 1481 nt
Organism: Schistocerca piceifrons (Central American locust)
Lineage: Eukaryota; Metazoa; Arthropoda; Insecta; Orthoptera; Acrididae
Gene: Yif1
Product: protein YIF1B
Exons: 7
Coding region: 163-1197 (344 amino acids)
Biological process (GO): endoplasmic reticulum to Golgi vesicle-mediated transport
Cellular component (GO): Golgi membrane; COPII-coated ER to Golgi transport vesicle; endoplasmic reticulum-Golgi intermediate compartment
Source: RefSeq, a predicted model, not a curated record
UUCGAAACAUGUUGUUCGUUAGUGUUUUGUUUUGCGUGUUGGAAGCGGUGAGUAUGUGGCCGUGUGUAAUGUGAGUGUGCAGUGUAAUUUCAAAAGUGUUAACUGGUAGCCACAGAACUCAUAGAUAGAAACAACAGAUUUCAGUAAAUAUAGGGCACUGAAAUGAACUAUAACGCUUCAGCAGGAGCAAGACAUCCUGCAAGCAGGAAAAAGCACUAUGUUAGUGACAGUUCUGUUACUAGCUCACCUGCACCGAACUAUCCACCACCAUACAAUCCGUAUGCUGCAAGUCCUCCAGGGCCAGUCCUGCAACCUGGUGUCAGUCCGUACAUUGACACAAGAGCUUCCCCUCCUCCAUAUGGGGCACCACCAGGUUACAGUCAGCGGCCCAGUUAUUCACCAAUGGAUGUGGAUCAAGGGUACUCUAUACCUAGCCAGUUUCUUAAUGAACCACUGGUUGCAAAUGUUGCUAUGCAAUAUGGGCAGGCAUUGGUUGGAUCAGGAAAGCAAAUUGUUGAUAGAGAGCUGGAGAAAUAUGUGCCUGUUACAAGACUGAAGUAUUAUUUUGCUGUAGACACAGCUUAUGUAACAAAGAAGCUUGGAUUGCUAUUAUUCCCCUUCUCGCAUGGGGAUUGGUCUAUAAAAUACGAGCAUGAAGAACCAGUUGCACCAAGGUAUGAAGUUAAUGCUCCAGAUUUGUACAUACCAACUAUGGCAUACUUGACAUAUGUUGUUGUUGCUGGUUUGAUGCUGGGCACACAGAACAGGUUCAGUCCAGAAAUGAUUGGUAUUCAUGCAAGCUCUGCAUUGGCGUGGUUAGUUGUUGAGAUUGUGGUUGAGAUGAUAACACUUUAUGUAACCAGCAUACAAACAAAACUCAAAACUUUAGACCUGGUUGCAUUUGGAGGGUACAAGUAUGUUGGGAUGAUUUUUGCAAUGCUCCUCAGUUUGGUAUUUCAGAAAACUGGUUAUUAUGCUGGACUGCUAUAUUUUGGCUUAUCAUUGGCAUUUUUCUUGGUCCGUACUUUAAAGGUUCAAGUGCUACCUGAAGUAAAUGGACCUCAGCAUGAUCCAUAUAGGACCACAACAGGAAACAAACGAAGAAUAUAUUUUUUGUUAUUUAUGGCUGGUAUUCAGCCUGUAUUAAUGUGGUGGCUUUCUCAUCAUCUUGUUGCACCACCUGCUCCAAAACUGUAACACCCAUCUUUUUGAUCAGAAACAGCACUUCCAAGUAUUGUGUUUCUUGAUAAAUAACUAUGGCAGCAGGGGAAGGAAACAUAUUUAUUAUGUGAUGGCAAAGGAAGUGGAAAAAAAAUGAGUUGAAGGUGUGGCUGUGAUACUGAUAACAGAGUUGUGAGAAACAGCAGCUUGUGCAGUUCACUGUUAAUGAGCAACUUGUGUUUCCUGUAAAAUGUGUGCAAGUUGACAUUCGUUAAAUUUUGCUACAGUAUAUUACUAAGUUUCUGAAUACAGUGAUAAAA